This is a messenger RNA of Baudoinia panamericana UAMH 10762, 3738 nucleotides long. RefSeq lists its product as uncharacterized. Gene Ontology annotation, cellular component: Rpd3S complex. NCBI's taxonomy places the organism in Eukaryota, Fungi, Ascomycota, Dothideomycetes, Mycosphaerellales, Teratosphaeriaceae. The record is from RefSeq and is a predicted model, not a curated record. Gene Ontology annotation, biological process: regulation of transcription by RNA polymerase II. The coding region runs from base 163 to 3309 and encodes 1048 amino acids. The transcript is spliced from 8 exons.
AUGCUGUAUCAAAGCUGAAGUUCUUCGAUAGUGCCAUAGAGCCGAAAGCAUACCAGCUCGUCGGAAAAAGGGGCAGUUGUUGCCUGUUCAGACAGGCACGAAUUACAGCUCCCAAAAGCAUUUCAAGAGCAUUGCCGUUCCUCGAUAGCAUGACGUUGACAGAUGCGAGCGUGGAUCAUAGUUAUAUCAAAAGCAUUACCACUGCUGCCUUGUUGUGGCGGACGGUUCAAUAAGAUAGGGUGGUUGCGCGUCUUGGCGUUUGGCGCACCUUUCAUCACGCUUCCUACACUCUUCUCACUGACGCGCAUUGUGUUUUGUUUCAUCCGAACAUUUCGCGCUUGUACUCUAGCGAAACGUUUGUGUUCGAAACAGCAUCGCCCUGGCGGCGCUCUGCUCCCCUCGAUGCCUGGCCGAGACUCUACGGAAACGCCGCGACUUCGACGGAACGUACCUGAAGCCGAACAGACGAGACAAGGCCAUCAAGUCAAGGACGUGCACAUGGAGAAGACGAAGGGCAAGCCAGCCAUGGGUCAGUGGGUUGAGCCUCCCGUCGCGACGCGGCCAUCGUACCAGGACCACAACGGCGCGCCUUAUGGCGUUGUGGAGCACAUGCAACCCUUGGGCGAGGUACCGUCUGCGAAGGUGAAGGGUAGGGUCAGGUCUGAGGCACCACGGAAGUCGGUCAUGGGGCGAAGCUCUGCCGCAGUGAGUGCAGACGGUCAGGCCACGCCGGAAGGCACUCCGGUACCACAGACCGCAACGACCGUUCCACCGGACGUACCAGCGGUGCCAGCGGUCGUUAUAGACGAUGUGAGAGAUGCAGAGUACGCGCCUAUGGCUAAGAAGAAGGAGACUUCGACAGCCACGCCACCCACGCAACGACGUAAGCGGAGGAAGGAGAUCACUCCCGCCAACAUCCGUGUUGGAGACAAACUUCCAAGUGGCGCGACGCGAAAGUACGAUGCAGCAAAGUUGAAGUCUGUGGUAGACUCUGCCAUUGCUCGCGCUGUGGAGGCAAACAAGCCUGACUUAGCUGCGGCCGUGCAGAGAAUUUGGGAGACCAAUGAGUUCCAAGAGUACGUGAAACAGGCCAAGGAUCAGCUCAGAAUAGAGAAGAAUCAGAAGCGCAAAGAGGAAAAGCAGGCUCGGAAGCAGCCGGCUGCUGGAGGCGCAAACGGCGCGCAAGCAGCGCCCCUGCGUUCACCACCAAAGCUCACAUCGCCCAAAGUCACAUCCACGCCAGCUACAAUGCAAGCUACUGACGCACCUUCGACUGCCAUUCCAUCUACUGAACAACCACCUGAAGCAUCCAAAUCAAAGCUGUCCCUGAAGUUGAAAGGUCCGGCAAAAGACUCCAAAGACCGUCGACGAUCUGUCACAAUGGACCACUCGCCGACACAUGGUCGUACUCGACCCAAGAGCGAAGAAUCUGAGCUCACCGACCUGACAUCCGAACCCGAGCCUGACCACCCUGCCGCCGAAGCAUCAAAGGGCCGCUCGUCACGCUCAAACGGCAUCCCAAGCAAAAACCACGCUGCCGAACGAGGCACGCUAGCUGCACCAGACCGCAAACAACUCAAGCGCUCAUCUGCCGAAGCGGACAUAAAUGAUGAAGAACGUGAGCGGACAAUCGCCGCAAAGAAGCAGAAGCUGAACCAAUCCAUCACUCGCGACGUACCCUAUGAGGAAAGCGACGUGCGGCAAGCAUCGAAGCCACAGCAGAGUCAAACUCGUGCCACGCGUGCAAAUGGCGGCUCGUUGGUGCCACCGUCUGUCUCUCGCCCGCCGAACGGCAGCCCGGCUCGCAGCCUCAGAGGCAGUCGACAACCAUCCGCAGAACCAGACUCGCCGCUGUCGGAUCUCUCACCGCCGUCAUCAAGACUGAGCACGCCGCCAGUCUUGAAAGUGCCACCGAAACCGCCUGGGAAGAGGGCCAAGACAAAGACAUCACCCGAGAAGAAGCAGUCGACAGGCUAUGGUGGGUUGUCAGGCGCAGGUGGCGCAGGAAGGGAAAGCCCAAUCGGGGACGAUGACAAUGAAGAGCAAUCCGAAAACAACGACUUUUGCGCUGCUUGUGGCGGCAGCGGCUACUUACUCUGCUGCGAUGGCUGCGACCGUUCUUUCCACUUCACCUGCUUGGAUCCGCCGCUCAACGAGGAUGCGAGUGAAUUAAACGAGCCGUGGUACUGCUUCGUUUGUGUGGCGAGGCGACCGGUCACUUCCGACACGAACGAGAAGCCCCAGCGGGGGCUGUUUGCGCCACUCCUCAGCGUUCUGAAGAAGCGCAACCCAUCCAAUUUUUCAUUACCGGAGUCCAUUAGGAACUACUACGAUGCUGUACAGACUGGCAGGAACGGCGACUUUGUCGAGGCGGUCCACGCGAAGACGAGAAACCGCGCUGGCUACGAUGAACUGCCAGAUUACUACAAGCUGAAGGAUGGCAAAGGGAACACCGUGAUCUGCUACAGCUGCGGAAAGACGUCGAUGUCGCAAGGCCAACCGCCGCGGCAAAUUAUUUCAUGCGACUACUGCGUCAACAACUGGCACCUCGACUGUCUUGACCCGCCGCUUGCCAAUCCCCCAGCACGAAGCUGGGAUGGCAAGAAGUUGCAUGACUGGAUGUGCCCAUUGCACGCCGACCACGAGCUGCGCAACGUGCCGACUUCAUUGCUUGCACCACGCCGGAGAGUGCACGUACGACGGCCGAGGAACGCCAAAGUGGUCGACACUUCGCUCAAGCGCGGCUUCAACAAUCAUGGCGUUGUCGAUGUUGCCGAGGACGAGACUGACGACACUGAUUCCGAGUUCUACGAUGAGGAUGCGCAAGAAGAAGGCGUCGUUUACCGCAUGCCCGCCACCGGCAUCAAGCUCGACUUCAUUGACAAAGUCAAGAACAACCGCAUCGAAGAGCUCGAAGAAGCGUUACGCAUCGAACGGGAAUACAAGCGCGCCCGUCUCACCGACGCUCCAAGCGCCCUCCACCAAGCCAACUUCCUCCGCCGUUCCUUCGCCGAGAAGCAAACCGCGCUCACCCUCGCGCAGUUCGCAAGCGCAAACAAUGACCUCGAGCUGGGCAAUGACCAAGUUGAGAAUCUAGUCGUGGCGCUGAUCGCAGAAGCGCCCACGGAAGUCGUCGACGAGUACCGCGCGGCUGAAGAUGCUGUCGCGGCUAAGGCCAAACAGUCUUCUGCUAUACCACCUUCGCCCCCAAAUUCUGACCAAACUGAUCAGCUGUCUGCGGAGCAGCGGAAGGAGUUGUUGAUGCUGCAGGAGCUGAUCCGACGCAAACUCGAGAGCAGUAAGGCGUGAGAAGAUCAUCGCAGAGUACGAGUACAUCCACUCGACGCUCGAGACGUCGGUAAGAUGAGGCUUCCGUCGCUUCGUGGCCGUUUCAGAAGCGAAGCCGAGCGGGUUUCGCACAGCCAAGAAGAUACCAAGGCAUUGAAAGGGGCCACGCUGCCCACGCACGCAGACGCGCUAGGCUGUUUCGGAGCAAGGCUCCACAUUGCGCAUGCCACUUAUACGGCUGGCUGAUGAGCUGAGCGCUGAAGGACUCAUCAGCACCCGCUAACUUAUUAUUGUUGGCGGCGUCUUGUUAGUUGGCAAGUUGGCCUGCAGCCUCCAGGUCGCUUGAGUAGCGCCGUUCACAACCCAGCAUAGUGGCAGUUUCCGCGCAAUACAGCGCCCAUGCCCAUUGUUCCGAUACAGAGCUAGUGUAAUAGUAACGGCAGCUUAAGC